CAAUCAUUGGGUAAUCAACAUUGCAAUUCCAGGAGGCUCCUUACAUCUUUUCAUCUCUUCACAGAUGAUGACCCAGUUGGUGAGCAACGGAAAUCAAACACUGGUGACUGAGUUCCUCUUCUCCAUGUUCCCCCAACUGUAUGAAGGUGGCCUCCUCUUCUUUAUCCCCUUGCUUCUUGUCUACAUAUUUAUCAUAUCAGGGAAUCUGGUGAUAUUCAUUGCUGUUCAGCUGGACAUGACCCUGCACACGCCCAUGUAUUUCUUCAUCAGUGUCCUCUCAUUCCUGGAGAUCUGGUAUACCACAACUACUAUUCCCAACAUGCUCUCCUGCCUAAUAAGUGAGAAGAAGACCAUCUCCCUGGCUGGCUGCCUCAUGCAGAUGUACUUUUUCCACUCUUUGGGUAUCACAGAAGGCUGCGUCCUGACAGCAAUGGCCAUUGACAGGUAUAUAGCUAUCUGCCACCCCCUCCGUUACCGGACCAUCAUGACUCCCAAACUUUGUAUCCAACUAACAGCUGGAUCCUGUCUCUGUGGUUUCCUCCUCGUGCUCCCUGAGAUUGCAUGGAUUGCCACACUGCCUUUCUGUGGCUCCAACCAGAUCCACCAGAUCUUCUGUGACUUCAGCCCCGUACUGAGCUUGGCUUGCACAGAUACAUCCUUGGUGGUCAUUGUGGAUGCCAUCCAUGCAGUGGAGAUCCUUGCCUCUUUCCUAGUGAUCGCCCUAUCCUAUACCCGAAUCAUCAUCUUGAUUCUGGGGAUGCCUUCCGCAGAGGGCCGGCACAAGGCUUUCUCCACCUGCGCAGCCCACCUUGCUGUGUUCUUGCUGUUUUUUGGCAGUGUAGCUGUCAUGUAUUUGCGAUUCUCAGCCACAUACUCAGUAUUCUGGGACACAGUAAUUGCGGUCACAUUUGUUAUCCUUGCUCCCUUCCUCAACCCUAUCAUUUACAGUCUGAGAAACAAGGACAUGAAGCAUGCUAUUGGGAGGCUUUUCCAUCAGAAGAGAGCAGGGAGGCAUGAGAAGUAG
Nannospalax galili (Upper Galilee mountains blind mole rat) is the source of this 1024-nucleotide messenger RNA. RefSeq names its product olfactory receptor 6K6. Gene Ontology annotation, biological process: G protein-coupled receptor signaling pathway. The transcript has a single exon. Gene Ontology annotation, cellular component: membrane. Lineage: Eukaryota; Metazoa; Chordata; Mammalia; Rodentia; Spalacidae. The coding region runs from base 65 to 1024 and encodes 319 amino acids. The record is from RefSeq and is a predicted model, not a curated record. Gene Ontology annotation, molecular function: G protein-coupled receptor activity; olfactory receptor activity.